Cannabis sativa is the source of this 1254-nucleotide messenger RNA. Its product is annotated as V-type proton ATPase subunit H-like. The transcript has 7 exons. Lineage: Eukaryota; Viridiplantae; Streptophyta; Magnoliopsida; Rosales; Cannabaceae. Bases 1 to 996 code for a protein of 331 amino acids. Gene Ontology annotation, molecular function: proton-transporting ATPase activity, rotational mechanism. Gene Ontology annotation, biological process: proton transmembrane transport. The record is from RefSeq and is a predicted model, not a curated record. Gene Ontology annotation, cellular component: vacuolar proton-transporting V-type ATPase, V1 domain.
AUGGAACAACAAAGGCUUUCAACAACUGAACAGUGCAAGACAAAAAAUUUAAAGAAAACAUCACCACCUAAUACAAAUGAUGUUUUGAAAUGCUUAGUCAAGUGGCUUUGUGCAGAGCUGCAGCAAAAGAAGCCUUUGCCUUCCAAUCUUAGUCGUAGCUCUCCAACUGCGAUAAGCUGUCUCGCAACCUUACUGAAGGAGCCUGUGGUUAAAGCAUUCUUUGUCCACUCUAAUGGAGUUAGGUUGCUUGUCCCUUUUAUAAACCCACCUUUCAUUCAACCCUCAAUUCAGCUUGUGUAUGAAACAUGCUUUUGUGUGUGGCUUUUAUCUUACUAUGAACCCGCCAUUCAGCACUUGGCUACCUCUAAAGCUCUUCCUCGACUCAUGGAUGUUGCGAAGAACUCCACAGCGGAAAAGGUUGUUAGAGUUGUCAUCCUCACUUUUGAAAACAUGCUCCCCAAAGGGAUAUUUGAUUCACAAAUGAUAGAACUUGAUUUAUCAGAACUUGUUCGGAGUUUAAAAUUACAAACAUGGAGUGAUGAGAAAAUUAAGGGUUGCACUUUGUUCUAUUUUCAGGAUCUAUUAUAUGCUUUAAAUCAACUAGAGGAGAAUUUAAAUAAGAUAAAAGCUUUAAAAUCUUUUGAUAUUUACAAAAAAGAAGUUCGCAUUGGUCGUCUUGAUUGGUCUCCUAUUCGAAAAGAUUCUACAUUUUGGUCUAAUAAUAUUGCGCAAUUUGAAGAGAACAACUUUCAGAUUUUAAGAGUCCUGAUUACAAUUUUGGACACAUCGUGUGAUCCAAGAGCUUUGGCUGUUGCUUGCUUCGAUCUGUCACAGUUCAUCAAGCACCAUAUAGACGGUCGAUUCAUAGUGACGAAGCUCAACGCCAAGGAACGAGUGAUGAAGUUGUUGGACCACAAGAAUGACGAAGUUACCAAAAAUGCAUUAGUAUGCACUCAGAGGCUAUUACUUAGCCCCAAGUAUGCUAACUUUUGCUAGGGUUGUUGACUCGCCACUAAAAUAUCCUACAAGAAGGCGAGGAGGCAAGGGCUCGUGUUUCUUAUCAAUUAAUUUUUUUUUAUAUUUUUAAACUCAGAAAAAAUUUAUGGGACUUUAAACUAGUUAUGUAAUUAAUUAUAUUUUCAAGAGUAAUAUUUUAUUUUGAUUUAAGUUUUAAUUAGUUAAAUUAGUCAAAUUAGGUGAGGCCACUUGUUUAGUUGUUCUUUUUUGAAAUCAAUUAUCAAAUCAAAGAAUCAA